AUGCAGGCCUCUUCCUCAACUUCGCCAGCCGCGGUUGAGGAUACCCUCGACCUGGUUCAUCGCGCGCUGACAGUGCUGAACGGCCCAGUGCGCGAGCUCGAUCUUCUCUUCGGCGACAUCUACGACGCUGCCUACGAACUCGAGGAGUACGAAGCAGUUCGUGGCGCGGUGUCAAUCCUGUUGAACGACAGCCGCAUUCCUACAUUGCACCGAGCCCAGCUCCACAUCUACAUGGUUACGCUAGAGCGCGAGGACGAGCAUGCAUGGAAGCAGUUCCUCCAAGCCGAAGCAGCGCUCGCGGAGAUCGACAAAGUCCAGGUCAAGCGUGGUCUGCACGGCCACCCUCGAGUCGACGCAGUCAAGAAAGGUCUGGAAGAGUACCGCCACUUCUUCGACACUGGUGGACACGGCUAUGGCUUGGACGAGAAGAUAUCCAGACCCAAGAACGCCGUUCAAGAUCUGCUCCUACGUCGCAAGGCCGAGGAGGAAGAGGAGGAGCGAGCAGAGGCUGCAAAGAAGGCACGUCUAGCAGCAAAGAUCAAGACUCUGGAUCCAGCUGGAGCAGACAUUCGCACUCCUGUCAAGCAAGGUAGCGUCGACAACGGCGACAAGACCAUCACCCCUGGACGCGAGAGAGAACCACUUUUCGACCGAAGUGUUGCGCCUCCAGCUCCACCCUCCUUCGUCUCGCAUACCUCAAGCGACAACGACUACGGCGUCGGAGCCGGAGGCGCUGUACAAGCAACCAUCCAGCGACGCCGCAAGCCACCUCAGCUCAGCCUUGCGCCCUCAUUGUCUCGCGAUUCUUCCGACUCUUCCGUCCUCUCGUCGCCGUACACCAUGCCCGGUGGACUGGCUCUGCGCCCGUUGCGCGGCUCUGACUCGGACGCCGAGCAGAACUAUAAUCGGAUCUUGCGUCAGAAGAGCUGGCGUGGACCGCUGCCAGGUGAUGGCGAUGGUGAGAGGAAGUAG
Fulvia fulva is the source of this 972-nucleotide messenger RNA. RefSeq lists its product as uncharacterized. The transcript is spliced from 2 exons. NCBI's taxonomy places the organism in Eukaryota, Fungi, Ascomycota, Dothideomycetes, Mycosphaerellales, Mycosphaerellaceae. The record is from RefSeq and is a predicted model, not a curated record. Bases 1 to 972 code for a protein of 323 amino acids.